Melopsittacus undulatus (budgerigar) is the source of this 1269-nucleotide messenger RNA. It is a transcript of the gene GATM, whose product is annotated as glycine amidinotransferase. Gene Ontology annotation, biological process: creatine biosynthetic process. NCBI's taxonomy places the organism in Eukaryota, Metazoa, Chordata, Aves, Psittaciformes, Psittaculidae. The record is from RefSeq and is a predicted model, not a curated record. Gene Ontology annotation, cellular component: mitochondrion. Gene Ontology annotation, molecular function: amidinotransferase activity. Bases 1 to 1269 code for a protein of 422 amino acids. The transcript is spliced from 9 exons.
AUGCUGCGAGUGCGGUGCUUCCGCGGGGGAAGCCGCGGGGCCGAAGCGGCGCAUUACAUCGCCUCGCGGCUUGGAAGAGUCUUUACAGGAUGGGUGCAGCGAUCUUUCCAGAGCACCCAGGCAGCUACGGCCUCCCAGAACACCUUUGCUGCUGAUGACAAGGCUACUAGCCCUGUGCCUAAGGACUGUCUUGUUUGCUCAUAUAAUGAAUGGGACCCACUGGAAGAGGUCAUUGUGGGAAGAGCUGAAAAUGCUUGUGUCCCACCUUUUUCUGUGGAGGUUAAGGCAAACACAUAUGAAAAGUAUUGGGGAUUUUAUCAGAAAUAUGGAGGCCAGAGCUUCCCCAAAGACCAUUUAAAAAAAGCUAUUGCUGAAAUUGAAGAGAUGUGCAAUAUUUUGAAAAGAGAAGGUGUCAUUGUCAAGAGGCCUGAUCCAAUUGACUGGUCUGUGAAGUAUAAAACACCCGAUUUUGAGUCUACAGGUAUGUAUGCUGCCAUGCCAAGAGAUAUCCUGUUGGUGGUGGGAAAUGAAAUCAUUGAAGCACCUAUGGCUUGGCGUGCUCGGUUCUUUGAGUAUAGAGCAUAUAGACGAAUAAUCAAAGAUUAUUUCAACCAGGGUGCUAAGUGGACAGCUGCCCCCAAACCCACAAUGGCAGAUGAGCUCUACGAUCAGGAUUAUCCAAUCCUCUCUGUUGAAGACAGGCAUAAACUUGCUGCUCAGGGAAAGUUUGUGACUACUGAAUUUGAGCCAUGUUUUGAUGCUGCUGAUUUCAUUAGAGCUGGAAGAGAUAUCUUUGUACAAAGAAGCCAGGUUACAAAUUACAUGGGCAUUGAAUGGAUGAGGCGACAUCUUGCACCAGACUAUAGGGUGCAUGUAAUCUCCUUUAAGGAUCCUAACCCUAUGCACAUUGAUGCCACUUUUAAUAUCAUUGGACCCGGUCUUGUGCUUUCUAACCCAGACCGUCCCUGUCAUCAGAUUGAGCUUUUCAAGAAAGCAGGCUGGACUGUGAUUCAACCCCCAGUGCCACUCAUCCCAGAUGAUCACCCAUUGUGGAUGUCUUCUAAAUGGCUCUCCAUGAAUGUCCUAAUGCUGGAUGAGAAACGUGUGAUGGUGGAUGCCAAUGAGACAUCAAUUCAGAAGAUGUUUGAAAAUCUGGGCAUUUCUACAAUUAAAGUGAAUAUCCGCCAUGCCAAUUCACUGGGAGGUGGUUUCCAUUGCUGGACGUGUGAUAUCCGCCGUCGUGGUACCCUGCAGUCUUAUUUUGACUAG